GGGGAGCCUGACCAGGCAGAUAACCAUUACUGGACCAGAAAGAUGACUUCUAUCAUCAAAUUGACUACCCUCUCGGGGGUCCAAGAAGAGUCUGCUCUUUGCUAUCUUCUCCAGGUUGAUGAGUUUAGGUUUUUGUUGGACUGUGGCUGGGAUGAACACUUCUCUAUGGACAUUAUUGAUUCCCUGAGGAAGCACGUUCACCAGAUUGACGCGGUACUCCUCUCUCACCCCGACCCACUCCACCUCGGUGCCCUCCCAUUCGCUGUGGGAAAGCUGGGUCUGAACUGUGCCAUCUAUGCCACAAUUCCUGUGUAUAAAAUGGGGCAGAUGUUCAUGUACGAUCUUUAUCAGUCUCGACACAAUACGGAAGAUUUUACCCUCUUUACAUUAGAUGAUGUGGAUGCAGCCUUCGAUAAAAUACAGCAGCUAAAAUUCUCUCAGAUUGUGAACUUGAAAGGCAAAGGACAUGGUUUGUCUAUCACACCCCUGCCUGCUGGUCAUAUGAUAGGAGGAACAAUAUGGAAAAUAGUCAAAGACGGAGAAGAAGAAAUUGUUUAUGCUGUUGACUUCAACCACAAGAGGGAGAUCCACUUAAAUGGAUGUUCCCUGGAAAUGCUAAGCAGACCCUCUCUGCUUAUCACAGAUUCAUUCAAUGCUACGUAUGUGCAGCCUAGAAGGAAACAGAGAGAUGAGCAGCUCUUGACAAAUGUUCUGGAAACUCUCCGUGGUGAUGGAAAUGUUCUAAUAGCAGUGGACACAGCCGGCAGGGUUCUGGAGCUUGCUCAACUUCUUGAUCAGAUUUGGAGAACUAAAGAUGCAGGCCUUGGUGUUUAUUCACUGGCCCUCCUGAAUAACGUCAGCUAUAACGUGGUGGAGUUUUCUAAGUCACAGGUAGAAUGGAUGAGUGAUAAAUUGAUGAGAUGUUUUGAAGACAAGAGAAAUAAUCCAUUUCAGUUUCGCCAUCUCUCUCUGUGCCAUGGUCUUUCUGACUUGGCUCGAGUUCCAAGCCCCAAAGUUGUACUUGCCAGCCAGCCUGACCUGGAGUGUGGAUUCUCAAGGGACCUCUUUAUUCAGUGGUGCCAGGAUCCUAAAAACUCAAUCAUUUUAACUUAUAGAACAACUCCUGGGACUUUAGCUCGUUUCUUAAUUGAUAAUCCUUCUGAGAAAGUUACAGAAAUAGAGCUGAGGAAACGCGUGAAGCUUGAAGGGAAAGAACUCGAAGAAUAUGUGGAAAAAGAGAAACUAAAGAAAGAAGCUGCUAAGAAACUUGAGCAGUCGAAAGAGGCGGAUAUCGACUCCAGUGAUGAGAGUGAUGUGGAGGAAGAUAUCGACCAGCCUUCAGCUCAUAAGACAAAGCAUGACCUGAUGAUGAAAGGCGAAGGCAGUCGCAAAGGCAGCUUCUUCAAACAGGCCAAAAAAUCCUACCCUAUGUUUCCUGCCCCAGAAGAAAGAAUUAAAUGGGAUGAAUAUGGCGAGAUCAUCAAACCAGAAGAUUUCUUAGUGCCAGAACUUCAGGCCACUGAAGAAGAAAAAAACAAAUUAGAAUCGGGUUUGACAAAUGGAGAUGAGCCCAUGGAUCAGGACCUGUCUGAUGUUCCCACCAAGUGUGUUUCUGCAACAGAGUCUAUUGAGAUAAAAGCCAGGGUUACUUACAUAGACUAUGAAGGACGUUCGGACGGAGACUCCAUUAAAAAGAUCAUCAAUCAGAUGAAACCACGGCAGUUGAUCAUUGUCCAUGGCCCACCAGAGGCCAGUCAGGACCUGGCCGAGUGUUGCCGUGCAUUUGGUGGGAAAGAUAUUAAAGUGUACAUGCCAAAGCUACACGAAACAGUUGAUGCCACAAGCGAAACGCAUAUCUACCAGGUACGAUUAAAGGACUCGCUUGUCAGCUCCCUUCAGUUUUGUAAAGCUAAAGAUGCCGAGCUGGCUUGGAUAGAUGGUGUCCUAGACAUGAGAGUUUCCAAAGUGGACACAGGAGUUAUUUUAGAAGAAGGAGAGCUCAAGGAUGAUGGAGAAGACUCUGAAAUGCAAGUGGAUGGUCCUUCAGAUUCCAGUGCCAUAGCCCAGCAGAAGGCCAUGAAAAGUCUGUUUGGAGAUGAUGACAAGGAAUUGGGUGAAGAGAGUGAGAUCAUCCCCACACUGGAGCCUUUGCCACCUCAUGAGGUUCCUGGACACCAGUCAGUUUUUAUGAAUGAACCAAGACUGUCUGACUUCAAGCAAGUUCUUUUGCGGGAGGGGAUUCAAGCGGAAUUUGUAGGGGGAGUACUUGUCUGCAACAAUCAAGUAGCAGUCCGCAGAACAGAAACUGGACGCAUCGGAUUAGAAGGCUGCCUUUGUCAAGACUUUUAUAGGAUACGAGACCUUUUAUAUGAACAGUAUGCCAUUGUGUAAAGGACAUGAUGUCAGGAAGUGUCUGCUUGACCUUUCUCAGGAAGAAAGGGUUCUCAUCUGAGGCUAAGCUUUCGCUGUCUUGUUUUGUAACAUACAAAAAGAGUCUGCAAGAAAACGUGAGCAUGUAUUAGAUUUUGAAAAAUAAGAAUCAAGGGCCUGGGGUGUAGCUCAGUGGUAGAGCUCUUGCCUAGCAUGUGCAAGGCCCGGGAUUUAAUUCCCAGUACUGAAUACAGAAAGAAAGAAAGAAAGAAAGAAAAUGUAAAUAGAACCCAUUUUGUAAAUGCUCUGCCUUGCAGAAUGCUAAAGGCCCAGCGGAAAGACAGGCCCAGAGCUGAAAGUGUUGAUUUCCUCUGCAGAUCCCUUGCUCCAAAGGGUUCAUUACUUGAAAAAAAACAAAAAAACAAAAAAAACAAACAGUGCAACCUAGCAGCCCAGUUCAUGGCCUUACAGAAACUGGUAUGCAUGCAUUUUGCAGACAGUUUCUUAUGUUUUCUGGAAUGAACAAGGAGAAUUGUAUAGAAAGGAUAUGCUGUAAAAGAGACAGAUAGAAAAACUGGGGAAACAACAACAAAAGUGCAUUGUGCUGUUAGACCGUUUUGAAUUCUGAUAUGCAGUUGCCUCCGCAUGGAGUCUCUGCUGUCUACCUUCAGUGUGGUAUGAGGCGGCACACGUUUAGUUUAGAAAUAAAUGUUUAUUUCUCCCAUUUCUUGUUUAUGAAGAUUUUUUGUUGUUGUUCAAUUUGAAUUUCCAACCUCAUCAUUUGAAUAAAUGUCAUCUAAAAGAAAGCCUUGAAGCUGAGUGUGGCACGUACGCCUGGAAUCCCAGCAGCACUCGGGAGGCUGGCGUAGGAGGAUUGUGAGUUAGAGGCCAGCCUGAGCUACCUACAUAGUGAGUGAGACCCUGUCUCAAAAACCAGCAUAAAGAAAGCCUAGUGUCUUACCAGUUCUGCAGAUAUUUUGUUUAGACACAACUAUUAGCCAAGCAGCUGUAUUUGAAACUGUCCAAUGCUCUCUUUGUAAAAAAACAUGUUGACCCUCACAUUUUUAUAAGGUAACAGUAUAAUUUAACUAAAGGGUGUAAAUGUGUUCCUUUCUUAGCCUGUUUUCUAAGGUUAUAUAAACAGUGGUUGGAUUUUAUGCUUAUUACUACAAAAAUAGUACUGAACUGGGGUAAUUGCCACCCUUGAUACAGUUCAAAGAAUCCUGCUUAAGAGUAAAAACUGAAAAUAAUGCAAUUCCAUUGACUUGAACAAUGAACCAUGUUGUCCCAUUGCAACCUGUUGUUUUAGUUCUUAGAAGGCAGCGUACUCAGGCAGUCCUUGCUGCUUGCUUAAGCUUUAAGCCUUGCUCUCUGAACAUAGCAUUUAGAGAAGCCUUGAUCUUGUUUAACCAAGUGAUCUACUGUCAGGCUAAAAUUAGCCUUUUAUUCAGUUUUAUGUGCUAACAGAGCCUUCUGUUGUAGAUUACAGCGCUGAAGCCUUUGGAUACUGAAAAGCAGUUGCAGAGAUGAGUGUAAAGAGUAUGUUUUCUUUUUAGCAGUCACGAUACAUUCCUCUUUUUCCUCGUUACUAUAUAGAGGAAGCCUGUAAUUCUAUUUCUAUUCCAGGAGAAGAAAACCUGCAGUUGUUACAUGGUAUAAAGUUUCUGGCUGUAUCUAUUCCAUGGUAAUACUUUUAUCUAAAUUAUUUCUUGCCUAGUCUUUCUGCUGUCCUAUGAGCAGGAAUUAAAUUUCAAAGUACUGCUUGAAGAUGGCUGUUCUACAUAAUGCCAUUAGAGAACAAUAUUUCUGCCUGUGUCUAGAUGACAUUAUCCUAAAAUUCCUGAGAUGGAGAACUUCAUUACAGCCUCGGCUACUUAGGAAAGAAAAACAUGACUUUUAAAGACAGCAGUGAGAUGGAUCAUGAGCGCAGAUCAGCUCUGAGAAGCAAGAAUACAUACAGCAUGUGAACUGUCAGCCGAUAACCGCAAGGAGCUUUCUUAAAAAGAAGUUUUUAUGGCAUGAUAGCACAUGCCUGUAAUUUCAUCACUUCAUUCAAACUUGGUUUAAGGCCAGCCUAGACCACAUAAGAUCCUUCUCAAAAGAAAGAGAAAGGGUCUGGGGAUAUAGCUCAGUAUAUCUAGCAUGUGUGAGGCCCAGGUCUGAAGGUUGAGGGCUGCUUAUUGUAUUUGUUUCAGUGCAAUUAUACACGUCAAGUAUUGUUGCAGUUGUUUCUAUAUUUCUGUGGAUCAAUAGGUUACCUAAAACAAUAGCUUAGAAAACAGUUUUUGUAUGAGGGGCUGUUCGCCUUUUUUUGUGUUUGUGUAGUUUACAUACCAUAAAAUAUUUAAUCUUAAAAUAUACUGGUUUUGGUGUAUCCAGAAUGUGCAACUGCUACUAUGUAAUACCAGAAUACUUUUUAUCAUUCCAUAAGGAAACCUAGUAACCUUUGCACUCCAUUUUCACUUCUCCCUAGUCAAUCAUCAAUCUUUCUGUCUCUUCUGGACAUCUCAUUAAAAAAAAAAAAAAUCAUGCAACAUGUGGCCUUUUGUGUCUUCUUUCAUUUCAAUUGUUUUUCAAGAUUCAUUAAUGUAGUAAUGUGUUAGCAUCAUUUUUGUUUGCUUUGAGGCAUGGUCUUGCAUUGUAUAGCUCAAGCUGGGUUCAAGCUUAUAAUCCUCCUGCCUCUAGAAUGCUGGGAUUUAUAGGUGUACACUUUCAAUAUCCGUUUUAUGGUUAUUUGAUUUGACACUCCUUUGUUUCGGUGUCAUGUCUGUUCAUCAGUUGAUGUACAUUGAGUGGUUCCCAGUUUCUGGCUGCUACAAAAAAAAAUGUUGCUUUGAAUGUUCUUGUACAAGAUUUUUUAAAACAUAAGGAUUUGUAUUUUAAAUUUUCUUGUGUGUAUGCUUAAGAACAGGAUUCCUGGGUCAUAUGGUAACUGGUUAACCAUUUAAGGAACUACAGACUGUCUUGGGGAGUAGCUGUGCCAUUUCGUGUUCCCAUUGGCAGAUGUAGAAAUGUUCUGUUUUUGUCACAUGUAUUCUUGACUCCAUCUUCUAUUUUCACCAUCCCUAGCAUGUGAGAAGAGGUUUUGCUUUGUAUUUCCCUAAUAAACAAUUAUGUUGAGCGUG
Cricetulus griseus (Chinese hamster) is the source of this 5495-nucleotide messenger RNA. The record is from RefSeq and is a predicted model, not a curated record. Lineage: Eukaryota; Metazoa; Chordata; Mammalia; Rodentia; Cricetidae.